AUGACUCGCGAGAGGCUAAGUUGUCUUAUCGUCGGUGAUACGCCAGCAGCACAGCUGUUGGGCUGGAGAUUAAGCUUAGGAAGUUCUUUUAUUAUCUUGGCUUCUCAAUAUGUCUCGAGCGAUGGACUAGUCGCCUGGAAGUCCUCUAGAUUAGGCGCCAAUUUCUACACACCGAAUAUUUUUGUUAAAAGUGUUAAGGAAUUACCUUCAAAGCUUUUAGAUUCUGAACAUGGUACUUGUAGGUACCCUAUCGAUAUAAUGAUAAUUGCUGGAAUAUCCAUUGCUGCUCUGGAGGAAAGCUGUCACAUUUUAUCGAAGUUUGUCACCAAAGAUACAACGGUUCUUAUGAGCGCUGACUUUGGUUGCGAGUUGGAGAAGAUUGCUUUGAAAACGAUGGGUGACCGUUGCAAAUGUGUCCUAUCUAUUGCUUGUGAUGUUGAAUGCCGGCAGUUAUCUUUAGGGUCAUAUGCGCUGGUCAAUGACGACAAUUGUGAGAUCUAUUUUGGUAUAACCUACUCUCCACAAAACUAUGCAAACGACUUGCUAUUUGUUCAAAACGAAGAGAAGGUACUUGUGGAGUUGAAUGAGAGUAGUGGUUCUACUAUCAGCCGCAUGAUCUCUCAGUUGGAGGCGACACAAUGGAUGAAGGUAAAACUUUUAAAAGACUCUCAAAAGAUGGCCUUAAAACUUUGGCAACUCAUCAUUCCCAAGAUCUCUCUGAAUAUUCUCUCGAUAAUAUAUGAGCAGUUCGAUUAUGAAAAAAUGCUAGAGAACAAGUCAACAGAAAUUAUUUUCAAAGGUCUAGUUCAUGAAUUGCUGGAUAUAUGCUCUGCACAAUGCAAAUCCAAAGUAGAGGAAUUCUUGAUGGAAUCCGAAGAAGAUUUGAAGGAUAGAGAAGUCAAUUUUAUGAAGGUAAUUGAACAGUGUAAGACAAAGAGAAUGGAGCUGAUUACUACUACGGCUAAUGAAUACCCGGAGUAUUUAUUCCUUCCGUUUGAAUCAUAUUGUUUCUAUCAUCGUUUUGAAUAUCCUGCUCAAGUGCUUCUAUACCAGCCAAUAUUGCUGGCUGAAGAAUUUAACGUAUCGUGUUCCAAUUUGAAUUUUCUUUAUGGAUUUUACACUAGGCUAUUAUCUCUGAGUGGUUUAUCAAUCAAUGGGGGUAGGCUGGAUCAGGAUGCAUCAAGAUUAAAUGAUAGACUAGCUGGAUUCUCGUCAUCUUCUAGCCUCUCUAGCAACAAGAAGCUCAAGAAGAAGCAGAAAAGCCGAAGUGAUAAGAACAAGGCUAGAAGCCGAGACACAUCUUCCAAAGCGUAUGUAGGUCAAGGCAUAUUUGCAGUGGCCUCUCCAGCUGGCGCAGAUUACAAGUUGCCUUUGGGAGCAGAUCAAUUGCGCAAUGGCGCCAACUUUAAGGCUUCCAAUUCAGCGAAUGGAUCAAGUGUCACAAUUAAUGAUGAGAGCACCGGCUUAUCAGAUAGCGACAGCGAAGAAGUUACAGGGAAUUCGCGGAUCGAAGAAAGAGAAGUAGAUGGUCAGAACUCAUUUGAUCCAUUAGGGCCCUCCCGAAGAUCUCAAAUUUUCGGAAGCAGGUCAAAUACUGCUAGCGUCGAUCAGUUCAGACAUUUCACAAAAAGUUACUCUCAGAGUGAUCUUUGUGAAUUGAGUACCACUACAGUCCCCCAAUUCUCUAGAAAAUUUUACUCAAAGCCUUAUGAGCUUAUGCCAAUGAGUCUAAGAGGUUCAAGCAGUGCUGCGCAAAGCCUUAACUUCAGCAGAGCUUCGAAACCCAGCAACAUGUCAAGUUUGGAGCUACAACUUCGCUCUAGUAAUGAUCUUGCUGCAAGUGGGUACCCAGAUAUGUACAAGCGAUUAUCUGAUCUAAGCAUUUCUCCUGAAGACCAAGCUGAACACAACGCAAGGCGCAAGCAAUACGGUCCUUUUGAGAAGCAAUUGUGGCAGUUCCAAAGACGUCGUCACAUAAAGAAUGGUACCAUCCCCCGUCUCAAAGUGAAUCCCUAUGAUGACCUGCUAAGUCACAUUGAGAUCCUCUGUGGGGAGCACAAUAACGAAAUCGUCCGUUUUACUACCAGCAGAUACGGCGAUCUAGACCUCUACGCAUCAAUCCAACGGGACAAGGACCACAUAGUCUCGUUAUUCGAAAGAGGCCCACAGCUCAGCAGGAAACGCCCCAUCAAGGAUUCAAGCAAGGACACAAUGGGGCUCGGAAAGUUACCGCAUUCACGCUGA
Molecule: messenger RNA, 2244 nt
Organism: Torulaspora delbrueckii
Lineage: Eukaryota; Fungi; Ascomycota; Saccharomycetes; Saccharomycetales; Saccharomycetaceae
Gene: OSW2
Product: Osw2p
Exons: 2
Coding region: 1-2244 (747 amino acids)
Cellular component (GO): cytoplasm
Source: RefSeq, a predicted model, not a curated record